CUCAAAAAAAUCAAGAGAAGAAACACAAGGCAAUUUCACACUUUCGUCGGAGAGAGAGGAAAAAAACGCAGCCGCUGCGUCGCCAUGGCGGGAGAGGAGCAGCCCCUGACGGAGUACGAGAAGCAGCGGCUGGCGCGGAUACGGGAGAACGAGGCCCGCCUCCAGGCCCUCGGCAUCCGCCGCCUCGCGGCGUCCCCCCUCCUCAACCAGCCGUCCUCGGCGGCGGCGGCGGCGGGGGCCAAGAGAAAACAGAAGAAACGAUCCGACGAUGCGGAUGAGGAAUACCUCCCGUCGGAAGGGGGCGGCGGCGAGGAGGGGGAGGAGGAGGAGGGCUCGUCGGCCAGUGACCAAGACUCCGACGAGGAGUUCAAGCCUUCCUCUAGGUCUAACCAAAAGGGAAAGGCAAAGAAGAAAAUGAACUUGGGAAGCUCUUCUAAAAGUACUGUUAGAGAAGAAGAAGGUGCUCCCUUCACCGAUUUUAUGGAUGAUGACGCAGCCUUACAACAGGCGAUUGCGCUCUCCCUGGCAGAACCUUCAAAAAGUUCUGUGACGACAACAACAGAACCUUCAAAAAGUUCCGUCACGACAACAACAGUUGCAGAAACUUCGAGCAGAGGAGCCAAAGGACGAAAAAGCACGCCGUGCAAAGAUGACAAUACCACACCUGUUAAGGAUUCCGCUAAAAAUAGGAAGACAAAGAAGCAGGUCAGGAGCAGAAUUCAACUGUCGGAAGAUGAUGUGGUGGCAAUAUUCUUCUCAUUUGAUGAAGCUGGAAAAGGAUACAUUGCACCAUGGGAUCUUGAAAAAAUGGCCAAUAUAAAUGAUUUCAUCUGGACAGAUUUUGAGCUAUCUAAGAUGAUCCAUUGCUUUGACAGUGACAAAGAUGGAAAGGUGGUGCCUGUUUUCGCCAAGCCUGAGCUAGCAGAUUUCCAUCAUUUCCCCUGCUAUUUGCCAAUGUAUUUAAGAAGAUAAGCCUUGAGGAAUUCCGCACCAUCGUGUCUCGAUGCAACAUGUUGCAAGAGCCGGAGUGAUGAUGACAGGGCAAACAGUUGCAUCAGCCAGAGGAGUGAUGAUGACAGGGCAAACAGUUGCAUCAGCCAGAGGAGUGAUGAUGAUAGGGCAAACAGACGGUGCCUCUCCAAAACCUAACUAUUAAGACGGCAUGGGUUUGAAGGUGAAACUGGGCGCAGAUCGCUGGAGCCUGGAGGCAUGAGUCGAUGAAAGUUCCAGGACUGAACAGAACCUCUGUUCACAGGAGCUGCAUAUCAAUCAAGGUCCUUGUAGGAGUAGCUGUUUCAUCUAGGAUUAAUUGUUCAUGUACAUUGUUGAGUAGUACUACGGGACCACUGUUGCUGUUCUAAUAGGAAUCACCAAUUCGCCGUGCUCUUAUUUACUA
Messenger RNA from Aegilops tauschii subsp. strangulata, 1396 nucleotides. Lineage: Eukaryota; Viridiplantae; Streptophyta; Magnoliopsida; Poales; Poaceae. The record is from RefSeq and is a predicted model, not a curated record.